CUUCCGUACGUCUCUCCACCAUUUGCCUCUUCACCACUAACUCCAGCCACAGUCGUCUCUGCUCUCUCCUCUUUUUUCGUCUCAUCUCGAUCCUGCAUAAUGACUCCGCCGCCGCUAGAAGAACUUCCAGUUGAUGAUUGCUGCGGCAGUACUCUGCCGGAGAUUCCGUUAAUGGAACCUAUUGAAACUUUUGACGAUGCUUGGAAAAACAUCACCCGCGAUGUUGUGCGUUUUAUGUCGGAUUCCGAAAUCUCAGCAACCGGUGGCGACAAGAGCGACAAUUCCUUGACCGAUAAAACGAACAGUAAGACGGCGUCGCCGAGUCUCGCCUGCAGUGGUGGAGGAGCGGAGAUCGGAGACUCGGAUGUGGCGCUAACUAACAAGAUGUCUUCCAUUCUCAAACCGUCUCCUAGCGUGGGGAUUUGUCUGCAGAAUCUUCUGGAUACAAAUAACGGUGUCUCCGGAAAGAAUGGUGGAGCAGAUAAUGGCUCAAAUACGUCAAUCAUGGAUGAGGCGUGGAAGCAGCUUAGCAUGUCCUACGUUUACUUUAAAGGACAGCGCGUAGGUACAAUAGCCGCCAUUGAUACAGGAGGUGAAACCUUGAAUUAUAAUCAGGUUUUUGUGAGAGACUUCGUUCCCUGUGGAUUGGCGUGCCUGAUGAAGACCGACGCAGAUGUCGACAUAGUAAAAAAUUUUCUGCUGAAGACUCUGCACCUCCAGGGAUGGGAGAAGAGAAUCGAUAACUUUACACUUGGGGAAGGCGUGAUGCCAGCCAGCUUCAAGGUUAUCCAAGACCCUAUCCGUCAGAAGGAGGUUCUACAAGCCGAUUUCGGAGGCUCUGCAAUCGGAAGAGUUGCGCCAGUUGAUUCUGGUUUCUGGUGGAUAAUAUUACUCCGAUCAUACACAAAAUGCACGCACGAUUAUUCGUUGUCAGAAUUGCCCGAGGUGCAAAGAGGAAUGAAGUUGAUACUUAACCUCUGUUUGUCGGAUGGAUUCGACACAUUCCCUACAUUAUUAUGUGCAGAUGGAUGCAGCAUGAUUGACAGGCGGAUGGGGAUCUAUGGAUAUCCAAUUGAGAUCCAGGCAUUGUUCUUCUUUGCAUUGAGGUGUGCAAGACAAUUGCUGAAACCUGAACAUGAUGGUAAGGAAUUGAUCGAGCGAAUCGACAAGCGUAUCACGGCUCUGAGUUACCAUAUACAGAAUUACUACUGGCUCGACUUCACUCAACUCAACAACAUCUACCGCUACAAAACUGAGGAGUAUUCUCACACUGCUGUCAACAAAUUCAAUGUGAUUCCUGAAUCCAUACCCGAUUGGGUGUUCGAGUUCAUGCCCUUAAGAGGAGGUUAUUUCAUCGGAAAUGUAAGCCCGGCGCGCAUGGAUUUUAGGUGGUUCUUGGUCGGAAACUGCAUAGCUAUUCUAAGCUGUUUAGCAACGCCGGAACAGGCUACAGCAAUCAUGGAUUUGAUCGAGGAGCGAUGGGAGGACUUAAUCGGGGAAAUGCCCCUAAAGAUUGCGUAUCCAGCACUCGAAGGACAUGAAUGGAAGAUAGUAACUGGAUGCGAUCCGAAGAACACGAGAUGGAGUUAUCACAACGGUGGUUCUUGGCCGGUGCUCAUAUGGCUGUUGACGGCGGCGAGCAUCAAAACAGGGAGGCCGCAGAUUGCGAAGAGAGCGAUAGAGCUGGUGGAGCAGCGGCUGGCGAAAGAUGGAUGGCCGGAGUACUACGACGGGAUGCACGGGCGGUACAUCGGAAAACAGGCAAGGAAGUAUCAGACUUGGUCCGUAACAGGGUAUCUAGUGGCAAAACUGAUGAUUGAGAAUCCAUCGAAUCUCCUCAUUAUAUCACUUGAGGAGGACAAAAAGAUAGCAAAGCCAAGGCUCACUAGAUCUGCUUCAUGGACCUGUUAGAACUUAGAACAAGAAGAAGAAGAAGAUCUACAAAUGAUGCCCCAACAACCUGAAGCCGCUGCAACAUACUACUGCUGCUACAUGAGUCAUGAGAUUUGUGCUGGUACAAAGACAGACUCCACUAUGAAUAAACAGGUAAGUAAAAGGGGGAGGCAAAUACAAUUCAGUAAUGUUUUUAUCAGUUUGAUCUUGCAUUGCAUUUGCAUCUACUUUUAUAGCUGAGGUAGCUGGUGGCCCUUUGAACCUAGCUAGUUAAAAGACAUGUAGAACCAGAAACAACUAGUA
Andrographis paniculata is the source of this 2196-nucleotide messenger RNA. RefSeq names its product probable alkaline/neutral invertase F. The transcript is spliced from 4 exons. NCBI's taxonomy places the organism in Eukaryota, Viridiplantae, Streptophyta, Magnoliopsida, Lamiales, Acanthaceae. Gene Ontology annotation, biological process: sucrose catabolic process. The coding region runs from base 100 to 1911 and encodes 603 amino acids. The record is from RefSeq and is a predicted model, not a curated record. Gene Ontology annotation, molecular function: sucrose alpha-glucosidase activity; endo-alpha-N-acetylgalactosaminidase activity.